Messenger RNA from Aureobasidium pullulans EXF-150, 1873 nucleotides. RefSeq lists its product as uncharacterized. Bases 62 to 1624 code for a protein of 520 amino acids. The transcript has a single exon. Gene Ontology annotation, molecular function: DNA-binding transcription factor activity, RNA polymerase II-specific. Gene Ontology annotation, biological process: regulation of transcription by RNA polymerase II. The record is from RefSeq and is a predicted model, not a curated record. Lineage: Eukaryota; Fungi; Ascomycota; Dothideomycetes; Dothideales; Saccotheciaceae.
UCUUCUUUGUGCAUGCCAAACGAAGAGGUGUGGAAAAUUGACGAUCCGUCAGCUGCCGAUCAUGCCUACCACCAAAGCUGGGCAUCGAGACCUCCUCGAGUACAAUUCGAAACACAACGUGUUGAUCUGUCGCGAAUGUCAAUAUGCAAUCCAAAAGAACGCACUGGAGAGCCAUUUGCUGCGACACAAAAUCUAUCGCAGCGAGAGGCAACGCCUUAUAGCCUCAGUCUCUCAACUUACCAUACUCGAACCAGACGAUGUGCUCUCGCCGACUGCCGACUCACCGCCUGUCGAAGGCAUCUCAAUCCUUGCCGGCUACCGAUGCACAUUACCUGAUUGUCAACAUCUCACUGUUAGUGAGAAGCGUAUGAAACGACAUUGGAGCGAGACCCAUGGCUCUGACAAGACCAUACCCAAAUUGUCUACCUUCGCGGUCGCGGUUUCGUUACAGAUCUUUUUUCGUGGUACCAAAGUCAAAUACUUUGAAGUCACUCCAUUGACAUCUCCAUCUGCCGAAAGCCAUGAAGACGGCACCGAUAAAGAUGUUUCAAUGAGUGACCAUGACGGCAGUCAGGAUGGAGAUGAGGCAACUGGUCUUCACCUAGCCGAGAUUACUACACCACCAACACCCGUCUCUGUUCCAAUGUUCGAAUCGAGAAUGCCCGACGGACUCGGAUCAGAUAUGGAGAUACUGAGAUACUUCCAUCACUUCACCACCGCCACUUGUCUCACUCUGCCAAGCAUGGAAGACAUGGAUGUCGUAGACACAUAUUGGCAGGUCGAUGUUGUCGCUCAGGCCCUGAGUCAUCGAUGGUUGAUGUAUGGUGUCCUAGCUCUUGCGGCUUCUCACUUGUCUUGCCUCACGGACGACGCCGCCGCGAAGCAGACCCAUCGCCGGAUAGCCGCACAUUUUUUGUAUGAUUUCUAUCCUGGACUGGAGAAAGAGUCAGGAUUGGGCAAAGCCAGCGCUUCCGAGGCAGGCAAUACCCUGCUAGAAAUGGGUGAGCAGGUGAGGUGCUUAUUGGCCUGUGCCAAACAGGCAUUACCUGGUCCUUGCCCGUGGGCAACUGAACCGUUGGCGAUUUCUUCAGAGUUUCAGUCGCUGAUAUCAUCCAUCCGGAACUGCGUUGUGAGAAGUACAAACGACUCUUUGAUGUCUCCAGCAUCAGACUGUGACGAGAAACGAACACCACAAAAUAGCGGUAUGCCUACUGCAAUGGCAAAUGCUCUUCGCACGCUUCCAUUUCGUCUUGCGGGAUGUGCCAAUCGACCGGAUGACCCUCAAGAUGUUGUUGCUUCCAUGACAGCCAUCGCUAACCUGUUCGAGUCUUGCGAAUUGAGCUUUGGUCAAGAUGAUAUGAAGGUGUCGUGGCAGAGCAUGGCAGGUUGGUUGCUCAAGAUAUCUCAGCAUUUCGAACAGAUGACCGUGCGCUCCGAUCCUGUUGCCUUAGUAGUCGUGGCCUACUGGACAAUCUUGCUAGUCACACGAGCCCAACAACUUGGCUGUUGGUUUCUGACAGGCGUUGCAGAAGCGAUACUGCGGCAGAUCUCAGGACAGCUCUCAGCAAACAAUCAGCCAGCUCUGGCUCUGAUUGAAGAUUUGAUUCGUGAAAAGCACACUUGAAGUACCGAUGGUUCAAAUCAAGCGGAUCAACACCUGUAACUCCACAUUGUCCAAGUUGGUGCGAGGUUCUCGGUGGAGUGUUUGGUCAACAACGACUCGGCUGUUGAGUCAACAUUUGAUGACUGCCCUAGGAAAAGAAGGGAGUUUGGUGAGUUGCUCGCAACCCCGCAUGCGUCAUGCCUCGGUCCGGGACAGUCAACAACAGCACAUGCCAUCCGAUCUCGACUCUAAUAAGUUGAUGUAAGAAGC